Molecule: messenger RNA, 180 nt
Organism: Colletotrichum graminicola M1.001
Lineage: Eukaryota; Fungi; Ascomycota; Sordariomycetes; Glomerellales; Glomerellaceae
Exons: 2
Coding region: 1-180 (59 amino acids)
Source: RefSeq, a predicted model, not a curated record
AUGGAGGGUGCCGACGACGUCGAGAUCAAGCAGCCGUCGGUUGCACCUACAGAGCCGCACCAACAGACCCCCCCCGCCGUCGAGACAUCUACUCCCACAGACCCACUCUUGUCGUUGCUGCUGCUGCUGUUGCGUCCUUUGCGCCUGUUUUGCGGCAUGGCAUACGCGCACCUGCUAUGA